Theileria orientalis strain Shintoku is the source of this 1746-nucleotide messenger RNA. RefSeq names its product protein kinase. The transcript has 3 exons. The coding region runs from base 1 to 1746 and encodes 581 amino acids. The record is from RefSeq and is a predicted model, not a curated record. NCBI's taxonomy places the organism in Eukaryota, Apicomplexa, Aconoidasida, Piroplasmida, Theileriidae. Gene Ontology annotation, molecular function: protein serine/threonine kinase activity; ATP binding.
AUGAGUUAUACAGAUUCCAUUGUUUUUUCAGAAUCUGAACAUGAACCAGAACCCGAAUCAGGUACUGAAACCGAAGAAAAUACAAGUAGUGUAUUAUUCUUCAAAAAGGCUCCUAACGAUGAAUCCAGGUUAGCUAGGAAUAGCAUAAUAUAUAAGAAGAAUAACAUUGAAAAGGGCCUAACCAAGGAUAAAAGGGUUACUGUACAGCAGGUUUUGGAUAAAAGGACGUAUGUGCGACUCAAAAGAUUGCACGGACGCGGAAUUUUUGAUUUUAUAUACGGGGUUAUCAGCACAGGAAAGGAGGCGAACGUAUACGAAGCAGAAGGAACACUCCUAUCUCAGAAGCACAGAAUAGCAAUUAAAGUGUAUAAAACAUCGAUUCUAAUAUUUAAAGAUAGGUCGAGGUACAUUGAGGGAGAAUUUAGGUUCAGAAGGUCCUACGUGGGCACUAAGAACCCAAGGAAGAUGGUUAGCCAGUGGGCAGAAAAGGAGUUCAGGAACCUCAGAAGGAUCUCACUAUCAGGACUGUGCUGUCCAGCCCCAAUCGCACUGAAGGAUCACAUACUGAUAAUGGAACUCGUCCAGGACUCGGAAGGACUGGUGGCCUCUAAACUGAAGGACCUGGGCUCACUGCCUCUGGAGGAGUGGAUGUCGAUAUACGCGCAGGUCAUAUCGAUAAUGAGAAUAUUGUACCAGGAGCCGAAGCUAAUUCACGCAGAUUUUUCAGAGUAUAACCUGCUAUACACCGACUCGAAGGUUAUAGUUAUUGACGUGUCCCAGGCGGUUGAGAACGAUCACCCCAACGCCAUGUACUUUUUGAAGAGGGACUGCGAAAAUAUAACCACAUUUUUCACAACAAUACAAUGUCACAUAGCAAAUCACAUGCCUAAAGAUGGAGAAAACAAAGAGGAAGAUGAAGCGGAAGAUACCACACAAAUAAAUGAAACGCACGGAGACAAAGGAAACAGCCACGGUGAAGAGGCUGAUGAUCCUGAGAUUGUUGAAGUAGGAGUUGGUGAAGCGAAGGCUACGAAAAUGGAAGUUGAUGAAGAAAUUAAAUUCAACAUGCUGACGUCAUACCAACUUUUUAAUUUCAUUACAAUGGACAUGGAAGUGGACAUGAACGCAAAUGUAAACCGGGAAAUUGAAAUGGAAAUUGAAAAGUUGAACACGAAUGAAUUGAAAGAAGAAGAAGAAGUGGAUUGGUAUGUGAAUAAGAUGGUGUUUACGUCCAAAAACGCUAAAUUUGAACACUUGAAGGAGACGAUAAUUAAGAAAAGAAGGUACUACAACGGGCUGUGUAGGUACGUGGAGAAGCUGUUGAAUGAAAGGAACCCUUCAAUAUUCGUAUCAGAAAAGUACGAAACUAGGAACUUUAUAUCACACGAAGCUACGUGGAAUUCAUUGAAACUGAUUAACAUCUCAGGACUGACAGUGGAUGUAUUGGAUAGGCUGGAAAGAGAAAAAAGUUUACCAGAAAUUAAAAUAACCAGAAAGAAGAUGGUAGAAACGAAGACAGACGGAGAAGAAAGUGACGUUAAUGAAAUGGAAGCAUUUGACGGAAAAAUACCUGAAGGAAUUCCAGCGAAGGACUGGAAGAAAAUGGUAAAGGAGAUGAACAGAGAGCGCAGGAAACACAAAAUACCGAAACACAUUAAAAAGUCGUUUAAACACAAGCAUGUGCAGAAUUUGCACGUUUGGGGUGGUGGUGUGGGAGCUAUGUGCUGUGGGAACAAAAGCACGUAA